Molecule: messenger RNA, 1224 nt
Organism: Aspergillus tanneri
Lineage: Eukaryota; Fungi; Ascomycota; Eurotiomycetes; Eurotiales; Aspergillaceae
Exons: 5
Coding region: 1-1224 (407 amino acids)
Source: RefSeq, a predicted model, not a curated record
AUGCAGCUAUUUCGGCAUACAAGACCCAAAGGCCCUGUAAUCGUACCUGUCACAUUCCAGAAGAGCCACCUGGAACCCAACUCGAAGGUCUCCUUGGAGUCAAAACCUCGAAUCCUUGUAAUAGGUGCAGGAUACCGUGGCUAUCCUUAUGCUGAGCUAAUUCAUAGUUCCGGUGAAGGCAUCAUUGCCGCAGUAGCUGAGCCAUCCGAAUUCAAGAGGCGAGCAUUCGGUGAAAUUAUCUGGGGGCAGCCUCCCCCAAGUUAUGUUACGGAAGCUUGUUCCACUUCGGACAUUGUUACGUGCGAGGUCCUUGGCGAAAGAAUCCACCAGUGCACCUUCGAUUCUCACAAAGUCAUGCCACGACAUCGAUUUUCUUCUCUGACUUCUCUGUUCGUCGACUUCUGCAUCCAACCCCGAACCACCUCAUCUCCCUUCAAAAGUGACUUCUUCAGGCAAUCCAAUAAGCCCUCAGGUGCCGGUGCAGCCACCAACUGCCUGAGCUGUUCUGUGGAGACGACAUGCCAAUACCGUGCUAAAUCGCUCUAUUUGCAUCAGCAACUUAGGGCAGGCAACAGCGAUCGUCCUGCCAAUGCAAUAGUGCCUGAUAUCGAGGAUGUGCUUCGGAAGCGGGGACUGUCUUUUGCGGCAAAGCGCUUAUUAGAAGUCAGAAACUGGUAUGGGCGCUGUGUCUGGGAGUCCGACAAUGAUGUGUGUGAUGAUCAAAUGAUCACCAUAGAGUGGGAGGACGAACUUCUGCCACUCCCUCAAUGCCAGAAGAAUAGACCCAACAGAUCUUCUUUGUCAUCAAAGCAGCAGCUCUGCGCAGGCAACCUAGGCACUGAGCCCCGGUACCGCCCUGCAAAGGUUGUUCAGUUCCUUAUGGUCGCUGUCGCAGAUGCUAUAAGCAAGCGUUUUGGACGUAUAUCAGGCACCACAGGGGAGAUCGUUUACGAUGCAGCCACCAUUCGUGUAAACGAUUUUCACUCUGGCUCCGAAGUGGUGUAUAAUAUUCCCACUACCAAACGAUGUCAUCAUGGAGGCGAUGACGGUCUUGCGCUGUCAUUUGUAAGAGUGGUGGCCAAGGUAAAGCGCGGCGAGAUGGGUGUUUUAGAAGCUCAGAGGACCUUCUUGAACUGUACCGUGGAAGAGCUUCUGAGAAGUCAUCUUGCAGUUUUUUGGGUAGAGGAGGCGAGAAUAGGAGGAACGACCGUGAAGUGGCAGUAG